AUGAGGCGUGCACUCUUCGCUCUCCUCGCCGCCUAUAGCGCGGCGACGGCAAACGCUGGCUUGACACUCAUCAGGGGCAGGUGCUACGCGGACGGGUGCAUGGUCGCGUUACCCGUCACAGGGAAAGCUGAUAUAAAGCCCUGCCGGAGCGACUAUCCGUGCCAACACUUCGGUGUGGAUGAAUGCGCGUUCAUCCAGGGACAGGACAUGUCCAUGUGCAACGCCGAGGGAAUCAGGCUGCUCCAAGAAAAGCUCAACUUCCUGGAGGCGCCGGUCCCCUGCCAGGAACGCGGCGAGGUCAGGGAUGUGUCCCCUAGGCCCACCGACAGGGUCAGGAGUCCUUCUCCGCACGUCAAGGUCGAGGACCAGCACGUCAAGAUCGAAGAUCAGUUCAGGCACAUCAAGAUCGAGGAUACGUCCUAA
Purpureocillium takamizusanense is the source of this 423-nucleotide messenger RNA. RefSeq lists its product as uncharacterized. The transcript has 3 exons. Bases 1 to 423 code for a protein of 140 amino acids. NCBI's taxonomy places the organism in Eukaryota, Fungi, Ascomycota, Sordariomycetes, Hypocreales, Ophiocordycipitaceae. The record is from RefSeq and is a predicted model, not a curated record.